AUGUCAACUUCCAUCAAUAGUACGGGUGGUAAACAGCCAUAUAUAGAUAUUGGCUCCUCCUCCUCCAACUCAUCUUCUAGUAGAGCAAUCGACACGAUGAGCGCAAUGUCGAACAUUCGCGCCAGAAUGGGUGGUCGACAAUCAAAUGUAAGCAACCGGUCCUCUUCUAAUUCUACAUCUAGACCUACGACAGGUGGAACGAGCAGCAACAGCAGAGCCAUAAUGCAAGCCAGAAUGGCUAGCAAUCACCCAUAUGGAAGCGUUGGCCCCUCCUCCAGAACCGCAUACGCAACUAACGGGCCGUCGAGCCAUCAUCCAGCAUUGGUUAGUAGCAUGAAUGGCUUGAACAUCAAUUCUCCUUCCAGCUAUCAUCGUGGCGGUACCGCUGGUGGUCUGACUUCACCAAGUCUCAGUCCCAUUUCAACAAGACACGGGUUCGCUGGUAGGCCAGGGACGAGGUGUGGGAGCCUUCCUAGUAGAGAUUAUGAGGGUACUAGUUACAACUUUCUCGAUCAUCUGCGUUCUGAAAUGAUCAAGCUACACGUCGGAAAAGGCGAAGACAAACGCACAUUCGCAGUGCACAAGAAACCACUUUGCGCCAAAAGCCCCUACUUCACCAAAAUGUUCAAUAUUGGAAUGAUUGAGACGUACACUGGAGAAGUAAACAUUCCUGAAGAAACCCCGAACACUGUCAGUGCAUUGCUAGAUAUGACAAUCUACCACGAGGGAAUCACAAGCCUUACUGGGCCACCCGAUGAGACUAACGACUUCACCAUGCGCUGGGACCCCGUAGCAGUCUACGCCUUAGCUAUGAUGUGGAUGCUUCCUGCAGAAAUUCUCAAUAGUAUCAUGGACCAAAUCAUCCGGCAUCAUUACAAAGCAGAGGAGCUGCCUUCGCUUGACUUCGUUGAAGCCGCAUUUGACAAGACACCUGAGGGUUCCAAGCUGCGCGGCUAUGCAGUCCACGGGAUCGUGUAUGCAUUGAAUCGCGGUCAACAAGUUGGAGAUAUUGGUUGGCCUGCUGAUGAAGUUCAGAAAUUGAUUACGGCGUAUCCCGAUUUCGGUACCCAAUUUGUCGCUUUGAAUCAAUUCGGGUCUGUUGCGCAAAGUACGGAUCCUCGAACUUGCUUCGAUGAGCCAUCUGUUGAAACUUGGUUAGAAAGAGCACAAUUGUAG
This is a messenger RNA of Glarea lozoyensis ATCC 20868, 1176 nucleotides long. Its product is annotated as POZ. Gene Ontology annotation, molecular function: protein binding. Bases 1 to 1176 code for a protein of 391 amino acids. The transcript is spliced from 3 exons. The record is from RefSeq and is a predicted model, not a curated record. NCBI's taxonomy places the organism in Eukaryota, Fungi, Ascomycota, Leotiomycetes, Helotiales, Helotiaceae.